GAUUAGCUCGUGCGCUUCCCCCUUCUCUCCUCGGCUCUCAGUCGCGAGCAGACUUUUGUCUCCGGCGCCGGUCACUCGAGCACCUGACGACUGGUUCAGCGGGCAACUCACGUGAGACGCAGGGCUCGUGCUCUUUGCUGAGGUCACGAGGUUGGGAAGUGGCGCGAGACCCUGCUGGUGCUGUGAGAGUAUGUGGAGACGCGUUUGACUAAAAAAGGAGGGCCGUCGCUGCUGGUCGCCCGCGCGCACACUCUGAUGAUGCUCCCGAGCCCCGUCACGUCCACGCCGUUUUCUGUCAAGGACAUUCUGAAGAUGGAGCAACAGCUCGCGCUGCAUACGCACGGACAGCACGGACUCCAGCUGCAGCAGCAUUUCCACUCCCCUCCCGCGUGCGCUCUCGGUGGCGCCGGCGGGGACAGUCCCGGUUUCUCCGACGGCGAGGAGAGGAUGUCGUAUCUGAACACGCUGUCGGAGCACGAGAGCCUGGUGGACUCCAGCCUCUCACCGGAGCUAUACGGCGCUCACGCGCUCACACUCCACUCCGAGGAGCCCAAGCUCGAGGCGGCGGACGGAGGGCGCGAGACGGCCAAGAGCUGCAUGGCGCUCGCGAAGGCACCGGAGAGCGAGCCCGAGGAGGCGGCGGUGGACGGGAGGCCGCAGCGGCAGCGGAGUCGGCGGAAACCUCGCGUGCUCUUCUCGCAGGCCCAGGUGUUCGAGCUCGAGCGCCGUUUCAAGCAGCAGCGCUACCUGUCGGCCCCGGAGCGCGAGCAUCUGGCCAGCACGCUCAAGCUAACAUCCACGCAGGUGAAGAUUUGGUUCCAGAAUCGCCGCUACAAGUGCAAGCGGCAGCGCCAGGACAAGACGCUCGAGAUGGCUGGAGGACACCACCAUCACGCCGGGCCGCCUCGUCGCGUGGCGGUUCCCGUUUUGGUCCGGGACGGCAAGCCGUGCCUCGCGGGAUCACAGAACUACAACGCCACGUACGCGGCGGUGGGUGCGAGCCCCUACGGAUACGGCAGCUACCCCCCCGCGUACACGUACAACAACCCGGUCUACACAAACACUUACAGCUGCACGUACUCCAGCCUCCCAGCGCUGCCCGCGAGCUCAUCCGCCGGUGCGCUCAUGGGCCUGCCGAACCUUGGUCCCGCGCCACAGCCUCCCGCCCCACAAGGUCCCCCGGUACCCGUACCGCAGUGCCAGGGCACGCUCCAGGGCAUCAGGGCCUGGUAGUGGUAGCCCAGCGGGAUGAACGGGACGGCCACAAACCGGAGGAGGAACACGAGGCUGGAGGGAGAGAGAGAGAGAGAGAGAGAGAGAGAGAGAGAGAGAGAGAGACGCGCGCGGGACUGCUGGAGCUAGGAUGCGCGAGACACUCUCUCGAGCGCAGGAUGGCGCGUCACUGAUGAAUUAAUACACUCUCGCGCGGAGGAGCCAGCCAGCAGCACUUGUGACGAUAUAAACAAUAUAAACAUGCUAUAUUGGUGUCAUUUUUACAUGAAGACUGUUGCUUAUAAAUAUCACACCUGAAUGUCACUUCAUAAAUACGACCGUUGCUUUUAAAUCAUUGGAUAUCAUGACCUCGGCUGCACAUCAUUUGGGGGGGAAAUGCGCGACGGUGUCCUGGAAAGUUCCAAAUGGUGACGUGCUCUACGACUGAUACGGUCAGCCGAUCCUUUUGAAAUAUAUUCACACUUCCCUUAACACUGACUUCAAUUUAUGCAUACAAUAAUUUCAAUAAAGGAUAUUGUAAUUGGUUGUU
Molecule: messenger RNA, 1762 nt
Organism: Sardina pilchardus (European sardine)
Lineage: Eukaryota; Metazoa; Chordata; Actinopteri; Clupeiformes; Clupeidae
Gene: nkx2.3
Product: NK2 homeobox 3
Exons: 4
Coding region: 256-1233 (325 amino acids)
Biological process (GO): cell differentiation; regulation of transcription by RNA polymerase II
Cellular component (GO): nucleus
Molecular function (GO): RNA polymerase II cis-regulatory region sequence-specific DNA binding; DNA-binding transcription factor activity, RNA polymerase II-specific
Source: RefSeq, a predicted model, not a curated record